CGACUGAGCGCCGCCGCCAUGCAAGGAGAGGACGCCCGGUACCUCAAAAGGAAGGUAAAAGGAGGGAAUAUCGAUGUACACCCAUCAGAGAAGGCACUUAUUGUUCACUAUGAAGUGGAAGCUACAAUUCUUGGGGAGAUGGGAGAUCCUAUGCUGGGAGAACGCAAAGAAUGUCAAAAAAUCAUUCGAUUGAAGAGUCUCAAUGCAAAUACAGAUAUUUCUUCCUUGGCUCGGAAGGUGGUGGAGGAAUGCAAGCUUAUUCACCCCUCCAAACUAGCAGAGGUGGAACAAUUGCUUUAUUACCUGCAGAACCGCAGAGACACCUCAUCAGCAAAAGAAAAGAAAGAGAAAUCCAGUAAGCCAAAAGAUCCACCACCUUUUGAAGGAAUGGAGAUUGAUGAAGUAGCCAAUAUCAAUGACAUGGAUGAAUACAUUGAGCUACUUUAUGAAGAUAUUCCUGAUAAAGUGCGUGGCUCCGCACUUAUUCUGCAGCUGGCCAGAAACCCCGAUAAUCUGGAAGAACUUCUGCUUAACGAAACUGCACUAGGUGCUUUGGCCAGAGUUCUACGAGAGGAUUGGAAACAAAGUGUAGAACUUGCCACUAAUAUAAUUUAUAUUUUCUUCUGCUUCUCUAGCUUUUCUCAAUUUCAUGGACUCAUCACACACUACAAAAUUGGAGCUCUCUGCAUGAAUAUAAUUGAUCAUGAGCUGAAGAGACAUGAGCUCUGGCAGGAAGAACUCACAAAGAAGAAGAAAGCUGUUGAUGAAGACCCGGAUAAUCAAACCCUAAAAAAAGAAUAUGAAAAAACCUUUAAAAAGUAUCAGGGGCUGGUUGUCAAGCAAGAACAGCUACUUCGAGUUGCCCUUUAUUUGCUGCUGAAUCUUGCAGAGGACACGCGUACUGAGCUGAAGAUGAGAAACAAAAACAUUGUCCACAUGCUGGUGAAAGCUCUGGACAGAGAUAACUUUGAAUUGCUGAUACUGGUGGUGUCGUUUCUGAAGAAGCUCAGCAUCUUUAUGGAAAACAAAAAUGAUAUGGUUGAAAUGGAUAUUGUUGACAAACUAGUGAAAAUGGUACCAUGUGAACACGAAGACCUGCUGAACAUCACUCUACGACUUUUACUGAACCUUUCCUUUGACACCGGCUUAAGAAAUAAAAUGGUACAAGUUGGUCUUCUUCCAAAACUUACUGCAUUGUUAGGGAAUGAAAAUUAUAAACAAGUCGCCAUGUGUAUUCUCUAUCAUAUAAGCAUGGAUGACCGUUUUAAAUCAAUGUUUGCUUAUACAGACUGCAUACCUCAGUUAAUGAAAAUGCUGUUCGAGUGUCCUGAUGAACGUGUUGACCUGGAGCUCAUUUCCUUCUGCAUUAACUUAGCUGCUAACAAGAGGAACGUACAACUCAUUUGUGAAGGAAAUGGGCUGAAAAUGCUGAUGAAGAGAGCACUGAAAUUCAAGGACCCAUUAUUGAUGAAGAUGAUUAGGAACAUCUCUCAGCAUGAUGGGCCAACCAAAACUUUGUUUAUUGAUUAUGUUGGUGACCUAGCUGCCCAGAUAUCCAAUGAUGAAGAAGAGGAAUUUGUUAUAGAAUGCUUAGGAACACUGGCCAAUUUGACUUUGCCUGAUUUGGAUUGGGAGCUUGUGCUGAAAGAAUACAAAAUGGUACCAUACCUCAAAGAUAAAUUAAAGCCAGGUUCUGCAGAAGAUGAUCUUGUCUUGGAAGUGGUAAUAAUGAUUGGAACUGUAUCCAUGGAUGACUCCUGUGCUGCACUGCUAGCUAAAUCUGGGAUUAUUCCAGCUCUUAUUGAACUGCUAAAUGCUCAGCAGGAAGACGAUGAGUUUGUCUGCCAAAUCAUUUAUGUGUUUUAUCAGAUGGUCUUUCAUCAAGCCACUAGAGAUGUCAUCAUCAAGGAGACUCAGGCUCCAGCAUAUCUUAUAGAUCUGAUGCAUGAUAAAAAUGCUGAGAUUCGUAAAGUCUGCGACAAUACAUUGGAUAUAAUAGCAGAAUAUGAUGAGGAGUGGGCUAAGAAGAUUCAGAGUGAGAAGUUCAGAUGGCACAACUCCCAGUGGCUGGAAAUGGUGGAAAGUCGGCAGAUGGAUGAAAAUGAGCAGUACUUGUACGGGGAUGACCGCAUUGAGCCCUAUAUCCAUGAAGGGGACAUUCUGGAAAGACCUGAUCUUUACUACAAUGCUGAUGGACUGAUAACACAUGAUGGAGCAGUGAGUCCUGAUUUCUUCAGUGAUUACCACCUUCAAAAUGGAGACCUUGUGGGUCAGCAUCCUUUCUCUAGCAGUGUUGCAAUGGAUGGAUUUGGCCAGCCCAUGGGUAUCCCAAGCCGUCCCACCACUGCUUAUGGAUAUCGACCAGAUGAACCUUACUACUACAGCUUUGGAGCCCGAUAAAGCAAUAUGCUGUAUUAAAUGAUUACCUUCCUGUAUUGAACUGUAGCUGAAUUAAGAUUAUUUCUUUAGUAAUGCAUGAUGCUAUUGUUUUCAGGUCUGUGUGGUACAUUUCUUUUGGUAUGUGUUAUUUCAAAGAAAAGUUCAUCAUUCAUUGAUUCCCCCACCCACCUGUACAUUAUUUUUCUUUUGUACAGUUUUUGCCAGAUGUUUAGAAUCUACUGACUGGAAAGUAAACACUGUUAUGUAUGUUACACAACUAAUUUAAUUACUAUUAAAAACAGAUCAUGUAGCCUAUGGUACUGAAUGCCCUGGCUACAUUAAUUUUAACAAAGCUUAUUACUUUAUGUUUGAGUAAUAAGUUAAUUGGCUUGUGAAAGUAUAACUGAUUUAUCUUUUUUUAAUAUCUUUGAAGAAGAUGAAGUAACACUCUUAAAUCUAAAGCCAUGCAUGUUAGACUUCUCACCAACAGGCCACACAUUUUACACACCUGUUGAAAAUCACUGUAUGUUGUAUUGAUGUUAUUGCAUAGUUGUAUAUAUACAUUUGUGGCUUUUAACAGUAGUAGAAAUAAACUUCGAACUAUACAUUAUUGUCUGCAAAUUAUAAGGGAAGCCAUAGAUACAUGACAUUGUGUUAUUAGAAAUACAGGCGGCAGCAUCAUAAAGGUGAAACCAAAAAAGAGGGCAAACCUGAAAAAGGUGCUAGGAAGAAUUCAUCUGGAUGCUAAAUUUGAGUUUAAUUAUUCUUCCUUGGGAGCAAUUGCUCAUGAAUUACGUUUAUGCAAAGGUUGUGUUGUCUGA
This is a messenger RNA of Elgaria multicarinata webbii, 3200 nucleotides long. RefSeq names its product kinesin associated protein 3 (gene KIFAP3). Gene Ontology annotation, molecular function: kinesin binding. Gene Ontology annotation, biological process: cilium organization; microtubule-based movement. Gene Ontology annotation, cellular component: axoneme; ciliary transition zone; kinesin II complex. The record is from RefSeq and is a predicted model, not a curated record. The coding region runs from base 19 to 2400 and encodes 793 amino acids. Lineage: Eukaryota; Metazoa; Chordata; Lepidosauria; Squamata; Anguidae. The transcript has 20 exons.